CCAUCUGCUUAUGAGCCUGGGCCAGCGAGGGGGACCACCACAGCCCCCGACAGGGGCAUUAGAAGGGCAGGUGGAGCCGGUGGCUUUGAUUGCAGUAACCCGAUCCCGAGGGGGAGGUGGCAACCAGGGGCGGCUUCAGCCUCAGCCUCAGCGCCACUGCGGGGCCGCCAGGCUGGGAAGGCAGCGGCCUGCAGCUGAGGGCUGGGCUGGGAAGUGCUGGGGCUGGGGCCCGGGUCAGCAGCCACUGCCUCUUCUGCUGGCCCAUCUAUUUUUAAUGAGCUCCCCAGGGUUCUGCAGCGGGCAGGAUGCAGACAGGCAGGCCCAGGCAGUGGAGGCCCGAGGCCCCAGCCCUGCCCUGAGCCCUGGCCUCCCAACCUUUCUGGGCAUGAGAGGGUGGCCCUGGGGCCCUGCAGCCCCCCGGCCGGGCAGGACUCUCCAUGAAGUCGGUGCUGAAGAUGGAUUCGAGCCCAGACAAUGACAGCUGGUUGGAGGAUCAGUGGGAGCACUGGCUCACCCAUGACAUCAGCUUGGAGGAGUUUGAAGAUGAAGACCUCUCAGAGAUCACCGAGGAGUGUGGCAUCAGCCUGCAGUGCAAAGACACUCUGUCCUUGCGGGUAAGAGCCGGCUCUCAGGAGCCCCGGGGGUGGGAGGACAGUGGGGGACAGGAACAGGAAGAAGGGGCCACNNNNCGGCCGGGAGCGGGGCCGCCGGAGGCCGAGCCCCGCCAGGAGCCCGCGCCCCGCGGCCAGGGACAGGACCAGGGCGGCGGGGACACGUAUCGGCCCAAGCGGCCCACCACGCUCAACCUCUUCCCGCAGGUGCCGAGGUCUCAGGACACACUGAAUAAUAAUUCUCUGGGCAAGAAGCACAGUUGGCAGGAUCGGGUGUCUCGGUCAUCCUCACCCCUGAAGACCGGGGAGCAGACGCCUCCACAUGAGCACAUCUGCCUGAGCGAUGAGCUGCCACCCCCGAGCAGCCCCGCCACCACCAAGGACCGAGGCACCUCCACUGACAGCCCCUGCCGCCGAAGCACCGCCCCGCAGAUGGCCCCUCCCGGCGCCCCCCCCGCCGCCCCCCCAAGCAGCCGGGGCCACGCGCACCGAGACCGCAUCCACUACCAGGCGGACGUGCGGCUAGAGGCCACCGAGGAGAUCUACCUGACGCCAGUGCAGAGGCCGCCGGACCCUGCAGAGCCCACGUCUGCCUUCCUGCCGCCGGCCGAGAGCCGGAUGUCGGUCAGCUCCGAUCCAGACCCUGCGGCCUACCCCUCCGCGGCAGGCCGGCCGCACCCCUCCAUCAGUGAGGAGGACGAGGGCUUCGACUGCUUGUCGUCCCCCGAGCGGGCCGAGCCGCCGGGUGGAGGGUGGCGGGGGAGCCUCGGGGAGCCGCCGCCGCCUCCACGGGCCUCGCUGAGCUCGGACACCAGCGCCCUGUCCUACGACUCGGUCAAGUACACGCUGGUGGUGGAUGAGCACGCACAGCUGGAGCUGGUGAGCCUGCGGCCGUGCUUCGGAGACUACAGCGAUGAGAGCGACUCAGCCACCGUCUAUGACAACUGCGCGUCUGUCUCCUCGCCCUACGAGUCGGCCAUCGGGGAGGAGUACGAGGAGGCCCCCCGGCCGCGGCCCCCCGCCUGCCUCUCCGAGGACUCCACGCCGGACGAGCCCGACGUCCACUUCUCCAAGAAGUUCCUGAAUGUCUUCAUGAGCGGCCGCUCUCGCUCCUCCAGUGCAGAGUCCUUCGGGCUCUUCUCCUGUGUCAUCAACGGCGAGGAGCGGGAGCAGACACACCGGGCCAUAUUCAGGUUUGUGCCUCGACAUGAAGAUGAGCUGGAGCUCGAGGUGGACGACCCUCUGCUGGUGGAGCUGCAGGCCGAGGACUACUGGUACGAGGCCUACAACAUGCGCACGGGCGCCCGGGGGGUCUUCCCCGCCUACUACGCCAUUGAGGUCACCAAGGAGCCGGAACAUAUGGCAGCCCUGACCAAAACCAGCGACUGGGUGGACCAAUUCCGGGUGAAGUUCCUGGGCUCCGUCCAGGUUCCCUACCACAAGGGCAACGACGUGCUCUGUGCUGCUAUGCAAAAGAUUGCCACCACCCGCCGGCUCACCGUGCACUUUAACCCGCCAUCCAGCUGCGUCCUAGAGAUCAGCGUGCGGGGCGUGAAGAUCGGCGUCAAGGCUGAUGAUUCCCAAGAGGCCAAGGGGAAUAAAUGUAGCCACUUUUUCCAGUUAAAAAACAUCUCUUUCUGUGGAUACCAUCCGAAGAACAAUAAGUACUUUGGGUUCAUCACCAAGCACCCCGCUGACCACCGGUUUGCCUGCCACGUCUUUGUGUCCGAGGAAUCCACCAAAGCCCUGGCAGAGUCCGUGGGGAGAGCAUUCCAGCAGUUCUACAAGCAGUUCGUGGAAUACACGUGCCCCACGGAAGACAUCUACCUGGAGUAGCCGCGCCGCCCCGCCUUCUCCAUCCCCGGGCCCGCAGGCCGCACAGGGACACCUGGCUGCUGACGGGAUGCGGCGCUGCUUGAGGAGGGGCGCCCGUCACCACCCGAGGACGGGGAAGUGGGGGCCUUUGGCCGAGGGUGGGGGAGGGCGGGGUUUCUGGGGAGAGGCAAAUGCAGUUUAUUGUAAUAUAUGGGACUAGAUGCAUCUAUGGAGGACAGAGCAGGCUGCCCGGGGCCUGGGAGGCAGCGGGGCUGGGGGGGCAGGCCUCUGGCCAGGAAGGAUGUCCGUCGUAGGAGCCGAGGGCUUGGCCCCGUCCUGGGCGUCGCUUCCCCUGCCAGGGCCUCUGGCUCUCUCUCCAAGCCGAUGCCACCUGCCAGUGCCCACCCGCCCCCCCAUCCCCAGCGCCCGGCUGAGCCCAGCCACCUCCCAAGGACUUCACAGCAGGUGGGGGUGCAGUCCCUGUUCUCCUCUGUCACUUGUGUGGGCUCUGGGUGGCUGGCACGCUGGCCCCCGGCACGUGUGGGGCCUCACCAGGGAAGAAGAGCGCUGCGGCAGGGCCCCCGGCCCGGCAGGAAAAGGAGGCUUCUGGACGGGCCCGGGCCAGCCAGGGCCUCUUGGCUGCUUCGGCUGUAGCCCCAGCUUGGUCCAUCCCCCCUGGCCCCUACUAUUAAAGUGCCAUUUCCUGUCUGGA
Molecule: messenger RNA, 3138 nt
Organism: Leptonychotes weddellii (Weddell seal)
Lineage: Eukaryota; Metazoa; Chordata; Mammalia; Carnivora; Phocidae
Source: RefSeq, a predicted model, not a curated record